Triticum turgidum subsp. durum (durum wheat) is the source of this 1278-nucleotide messenger RNA. The record is from the annotation of a GenBank genome assembly. Lineage: Eukaryota; Viridiplantae; Streptophyta; Magnoliopsida; Poales; Poaceae.
AUGCCUUACUGCGAGGUGGACCGGUACCAGGCCGGCGACAAGUGGGAGGGCGUCCGCCUCUUCUACCGCCGCUACGGCCGCGGCGCCACCAAGGUGCUCCUCGUCAUCGGUUUGGCGGGGACGCACGACUCGUGGGGCCCGCAGAUAAGGGGGCUGACCGGGUCCAUGGAGCCGGCCGACGGCGGCGACGAGCCCGAGCCCGCCGCGCGGACGGACGAGGAGGCCGGCGCCCCCGCCGACGCGCCGGCGACGGCGACGGCGACGGAGGAGGAGGACGUCGGCGAGGGCAUCGAGGUCUGCUGCUUCGACAACCGCGGCGUCGGCCGCAGCACCAUCCCCCCGCACAAAUCCUACUACUCGACAUCGAUCAUGGCGAGGGACGCUCUGGCCUUGAUGGACCAUCUGGGGUGGAAGAAGGCCCACGUCUUCGGCCACUCCAUGGGUGCGAUGAUCUCCUGCAAGCUCGCGGCGUUGGCGCCUCACCGGCUGUCCUCGCUGGCGUUGCUGAACGUCACCGGCGGUGGGAUGGAGUGUUUCCCCAAGGUAGAUGCACAGAUGCUAUCUCUCGCGUUCCGGUUCUUAAGGGCGAGAACACCGGAGCAAAGAGCUCUAGUCGACUUGGAAACCCACUAUACCAAGGAAUACCUCGACGAGGAAGUUGAAUCCUGCACAAGGAGAGCGAUCCUAUAUAAGGAAUAUGUGAAAGGCAUAUCAUCUUCAGGGAUGCAAUCUAAUUGCGGGUUUGAAGGUCAAAUUAACGCAUGCUGGACUCACAAAGUGACAACUAAAGAGCUAGAUACAAUACGUGCUGCUGGUUUCCUAGUUUCAGUUAUUCAUGGAAGACAUGAUAUUAUUGCGCAAGUAUGUCAUGCGAGGCGGCUUGCACAAAGGCUUCUUCCUGUUGCUAGAAUGGUAGAUCUUCAUGGUGCACAUCUAGUCAGCCAUGAAAGACCACAAGAGGUCAACAACGCGCUGAUGGACCUGAUAAAGGCCACCAAGUCGGCGACGGCGCCGCAUGAGUGGUCGUCCCAGCCAGAAAACACAUCAGAAACCGGUGCCCUUAUUUCUGCAAGGCCUGUAACCCUCACGAUACGAACAGGCGAAGCUGGCAACGCCGCCGUAGCAGUGUAUAACCUACUUGCAAAGUUGCAACUAAGCUUUCUUUAUGUCAUAGGCCUGAUAGUGAUGGCGUUUGAGCAUGUGAGGAACAUUGUAAGAGUAACGAAGCCUGUGAGGGUCGCGGCGAUCGAGUCAUCCGUGGAGAUGAGACGGAUUUAG